This is a messenger RNA of Babesia bigemina, 5502 nucleotides long. RefSeq lists its product as hypothetical. The coding region runs from base 1 to 5502 and encodes 1833 amino acids. The record is from RefSeq and is a predicted model, not a curated record. The transcript has a single exon. NCBI's taxonomy places the organism in Eukaryota, Apicomplexa, Aconoidasida, Piroplasmida, Babesiidae.
AUGGGAUUUUUGAGUGGAGUGCUUGAGGCGGUGAAAAACGAAAAUGAAGUGAUAACUUAUGACAAAAAAGAUGGUAAUGACAUCAACAAACUUAUUAGUGACUUAAAUAAAAAUAUUGGCUCCGGGCGUAAAGGGCUUGCGGCGUCUGUCGACGCGGUGAAGGGGUGGUUGGAGGGGUAUGAAGGAAAUUACAGGUCAACAACUAACGCGUUCACGGCAUUUUUUUUGAAGUUUCAUAAUGCAAUAGAAAACCUGAAAAUGAAAAUUCCUGUACUUGGGGAGAGAUUUAAUGUCGAUCUCCAAUCGUUCACUGGCGCCUUUGAUGAGCUCCGCAGAACGGCGUACAAUGGAGCGGACUCAACGUAUGAAAAACUUGAUGAAACAUUAAAAUGUAAAUUAGAAUGUUCCGUAAAAUUGGUAAAACAGGCGGUAACAAAAUUUGAAGAUUUGUCAAAAAAUGACGACCAUCAAACGAUUUACCAGUUGGUCACUCAGAAGUUCACAUUGUUGAAGGCGUUGAAAGACAAAAAAGUGGGACAUAAACAAAUGAUCACUGAAGUUGUAAAUGAUGUGAAGAGUCAAGUUAAGACUGAAAUCGAUGGUAUUAUUACCUUCGUUGAUAGUCUUCAUGAGGAACUAAAAACGUUUAUUUCAGCGGCGGAUUUGUUCGUUAAGGAGGCGCAAGAAAAAGUUGCGGCGAUUGUAAAGAUGCUAAACAAUGGGUCUGAUGAAAAAGAGAGAGGUAAAGUGGAAGAUGCUGUAAGAAUGUUACAAGAUAAUGCUGAGGAAAUUUUGGUCGCUGCACAAAUUGCUAAGAAUGAAGUUACAAGAUUGGUAAAGGAGGCACAUACAGCGGUAAUCACUAUGAAUGACGCACUAAAAACAGAUUUGGCCGUGAUGAAGGAUGAAAUUGGAAGAAAAUUACAAGAUUUUAAGAACGGAUUUGAAGCCAUUACUAAGCUAGAGGAAAAUGUUCAGACGGGACUGUUGGCGUUAAGAAGUGAAAUAGUGGACGGUGUUAAGAAGCAUGUUAAAGAUAAUAUCAUUAAAAAAAUUAAGGAAGACGUUGAUAGUAUUAAGGGGCAGAAUAAAGAUCAAGGUCUACAUGGGUUUGUCACUUAUGUGACGGAGCAGUAUGUUAAAAAGUUUAAAGAGUCGGAGGGGUUCGAGGGUAUAGUGAAGGGUUGGAUCCAAACGAUUUUGGGAAGUCAACCCGUUACGGAGGACAUCAAGGAAUACAUUGCUUACGACCGUAGUAGUUUCAAUGAGAGUAAAUUGGAGAAUAAGAAAAAUGAAUUUAAUUCGGAGACGAUUGCGGAAAUCGCAUCGGUAAUUACGGAUAAUCUUAAAGUUGGCGUCAUUCAAAAGGCUACGGAAAAAUUCACCCAGGCGCUAGGAAAAGGCGGUAUAAAUGGAAACACGAAUGCCGUUCAAACUGUAUUUCGAACAUUUGCCGAUGAGCUGAGCAGCAAAAUCAAAACGACAGAUGAUAUUAAGUCAACUGAUUCAAGCAAGUUCGUCUGGAAGAUGGUAACUGAGAUUGAAAAAAAAGUUGAGCAUUCAAUUAAGAAGGGUCACACUAAUAAGUAUAUUCUACGAAGCGUAGUACUUUCCACGCUCUCAGCCCUCUAUUCCAGUGCUAAGCAGAUAGGCGAACAACUCAAAUCGUUCACCGGUUAUGACGACGAUUCUGAUGCAUCGAAAAUUGCCAACGUGGAUGAGGGUUUUAGAACUGUGGAAAAGCUCUACGCAAACCUCCAUAAAGCGUCCGGUGAAGUGACACAGCUUGCAAUAUCUGACCCUGUGAGUUUACAAACCUCCGAUCUUGCUAAGCACAUUCAGGAUAUUGAAGAAAAAGUUAAAUCACACAUUCCUGGAGAUUCCGGUGAGACAACGCUUCAUACUACGGAGACAUUCAUGCAAGACUUCAAGAAAACAAAUGCAACUCUAAAGUCCGCUAUUAAGAAUGAUACGUUAGACAAUGCGCUUAAAACGCAGUUGCCAGGAUAUGGCAAAAUUGCGUUAAACCGCGCCUCAACUUUUACUAAUUAUAAGACACACGUUAGUCAAACUGGCGCAAAGACGGGUGCACUUGAGAAGGCAAUCCAGAAAAUAAAGAUAGAGGUCGAUGAGCAGUUAAGCAACCUCCCAAACCGUGUGACAUUCAAUGCAAUUAUGGAGGAUGCAGAAAAAAAGUUUGCCUUUUUUUGCAAAGAAAUUUCAAAAUUGGCUGACAAAAAUGCCGUUCAGUCGCCGGGCGUAGAUGAUGGUCUAAAACAGAAAUUGACUCAAAUUAAUGAAUUGAUUGGUAAAGACGAUACCACUCUAAUUCAGAUUGAACAUAGAAGCGUAUACGGUUUACAAAAGAUCGUUGAAUAUGUGAGAAAUCUGCACGACACUAUACUAAUCCAACUCAAGAAAUCAGUGGAUUCAGCAUUUGAAUGUGCGAAAACUGAAGCACAUGAUAUCAUCGACGAAAUACACAGUAAAUAUCAGGUCCAGAUUGAGAAUGCAUUUUACAGAAUUGAAUCCACAACUAAAGCUCUGUACACGAGAACCAAAAUGAGCGAAUUGAAUGGGCUGCAAAAAAUUGUAGAAACGCAACACCAAGCCAUGAUUACCGCUAUCGCAUUUGAUUACAACAACGGCGUGAAGGGGUUGAUGAAGCGUAUGAAAGCAGAAGAACAUGAUCUUACUCAUAUAAUGUCACUCGUAGCUGUGCAGAUGAAGCAACACACGUCAGCAAAAGGGGAUGCACAAAAAUUCAGAGAUGCAUCUGAUCGUUAUCAAACAUAUGUUGACCGACACCUACAUUAUGUCAGCGACCAAAUUAAUGUUACGACUAGACGUACUUCCAACCAGCAGAGUAACAGCCUACCCACCCCCCCAACCAACUCCCCGCCCACCGACCCAGCCAGCAAGCUAACCAAAAUCAAAGAAGACUUCGACAAUUUACUUGAACAUCUUAAAAAUGAAAAUCAACGCAAAACAUAUAAUUAUGAUCAUGCUUUCACCGAAAAACUUGCCUCCCUCAAAGACGCCACUAACGAUUUAUCCCCCUCCACCUUCGCCAACCCCCGGCACCCAGAGCUGCUCGAUGCGGUCAGAGCGGGGCUGCAGGGGUUUGUCAAGGAGAUGGGGAGGGUGUAUGUGAACGGGUAUGAGGGAGGUUUUGAGAACGUUUUAUUGGUAUAUGCAAACACUGGAAAUGUUACAGAAGAAGGAAAAAAAUGCGCCAAAAUAUUUUUGACGGUAUUGUCAUUAUUACGUAGUAAGUUGUAUGAUCUAUACAUGAAGUGCUCUCCGACAUUCAGAGGUGAGUGGCAAAAUAUGAAUAUCUGUUUGUACGACGUAGAUAAGAAAAUAAAAGAGAAUGGAAACCCACUCGGUCACUGGUUCCAGCGUCGUGGUUACAAGGUACCCAAAGAUAAGAACACGCAGGACGGGGAGUUGCGGAAUUCGGUAUCUCUGAAAGGUAACGAAAUUAUUGCGCUGUGUAAUAAUGUAAUCAGCAAUGUGGACCCUGCAACCAUAACUAUGUUAGGAAAAUACGCAAAUUCCAAAGACAAGAGCGUUAAGCUUGUCAACCUCCUCAUCGUACUCCACGAUUCUAAGCUAUCCGACUUCUACAAAGUCUGUCACCUUAAUAUGCGCCCUAAUCCUAAACCUCCAACGACAAUAUGUCAGAUGCUCCAAUGGCUUCCCGGGCUGUGGUUUAAUCCCAUGUUUAGUAAAGUUACAGGCUAUUUCACAACUCUGCUGACUUCGUUAAAGGACGAGUACAAAUUACAGGCAGAUGCGUUAGAUGUUGCCGUCACGUCCAACCUAAAAAGCGAAAUUAAUACAGCUAUUAAUCAUAAGCAAUUGGCCGAUACUUUGCGCAAUGUCUGUUUAUAUUCGCGCGAUACGUUAAUCGCCAUCGUCGGACACGGUCAUAGUGACGGCCGAUACGCUUGUGAGUAUUUCAUGAACGUGGAGAAUUUGUUAUAUCCCAGCAGUCCUAGCGCAUGCUUCGAUAUGCUUGCGGAUAUAAUUUGUAGAUUAUAUACUCAGCUAUGCUUCCUCUACAAACAGUGCUACAAUGGCCGUAGCAGGGGCGGUUGGGAGGAUUGUUGGUACGGCAAGGGAAUCGCCGGAUCAGCGUGGCACUGCAAUGACUACCAAUGCCCCAACCAAGAGUGUGAGCGAAAGGACAGGCAAACGGAUGAUCAAAAUGCUGACCAAAGUGGUAACCAAAAGUGCAACCAACACUCCAAGUGCGGCAUAAAGUCACCGCUACAGUCUUUCUUGGAAGAUGGCCUACAAGGCUUCCUGCCACACCGGCUUGAAAAGGUUGGUUGCGGCGUAAAAUGUUCUUUGUCUAAUCACCAUGGCAAGCCAUGUCUCACUCCUAUGGGCCUGGCUGACAUCGGAAUUACUGCUUCGCAUACGAAAACCGGCGCUCAUCUGAAAGAGGCUCUUCGCAAUUUCUGCGGUCCCAUAUCGCAUCUCACUAAACUGUGUAGUAUUAUCACAUGCCUCAUCCGCCGUCCGCCGCAGACGCUGGGCGACAUGUUUGCGUUCUACUACCAUUUCAUAAAUGGCUGGUACGAGACUGGAAAAGGCGAGCGUGAGAACCACCGAGAGAUUGCGUUUAACCUAGCCGUCAAAGCCGCUAAUUUCAAAAUUCCAGAAACGAAGUUAGAGAUUAAGUCCAUGUUUAGCAGCAGCAGUCACGCCACUCAUGCUCCCGGCAAACUUCCGAAACACAACGGUGAUCUGCUUAGUCUUGUAGCUUGUGAUUCUAAGACACUACCAGGCCUACCCUGCGGUCGGUACCUGCAACCAAUCAGCAACGACAUCAUGGUGGUAUAUUCUAAGUACCACGCAAGCCACUACCUGUCAUGGGUAGUAUACAUUACCGAAACAUUCUACGACUUACUCAAGAAAUUGUAUGACGAAUGCUGCCAAAACUGCAAUAGACCUGGCAAGCGUUGCUAUGACAAGAGCUGUGUCAAGGAUUGUCAAGUCAGGUUCAGCUAUGGAUAUAAGAAGCCCACUGAAGACGCUAACCCGGCUGGUUUUGAAAAUAUUAAGCAUGAAGAUUCAUGUGGUUCUAUUGUUAAAUGCCGAGCUACCCAUGCAGCUAUGUACUCAGCAGGAUUCACUUUCGGCAGUCCGUUCGAAAUGAGUGGUGAUGACGGUAGACGUAAAAAACGUACAUGUGAAGAUUUCUGCCAGGCAUUGGGGUUCGUCGUAAGACCAGGUAACGCUUUAUAUAUGCUCGUUAACAAAACGAUUCCCGAUUUCCUUUGGCAAAUCCGGGAGAAAUUCUUCUGGACCACCGUAGCCCUCUGGUCACUGUCCCUCUUCUACCUCAUGUGCGUAAUGGUUGGCAGGCUGGAUGUGCUCCACAUCAGGUCACACCUGAGGAUACCGUCGUCGCACAAGAUAACGGCGCAAUCAUUGUUGGCUGCAGCGCAAGUCGGAAGGCUUGCCAAGAUAUCGUACCUACAACCGUGA